CCCUCCUGCUCUCCUUCCCCUUUCACCCUGUCCCCUGCUCUGGACUCUGCAAACAUGAGGGUCUUGGCCUGCCUCCUUGCCGCACUGGUGGGGAUCCAGGCUGUUGAGCGGCUGCGCCUGGCUGAUGGCCCCCACGGGUGUGCUGGCCGCCUGGAGGUCUGGCACAGUGGACGCUGGGGCACCGUGUGUGACGAUGGAUGGGAUCUUCGAGAUGCCGCUGUGGCCUGCCGGCAGCUGGGCUGUGGGGGGGCGCUGGCCGCCCCCGGUGGAGCCUUCUUCGGGGAGGGCGCAGGGCCUGUGUGGCUCAGCGAGCUGGCCUGCCGGGGCAGCGAGGGACAGUUGGGCCUCUGCUCCCACCGGGGCUGGAAGGCCCAUAUCUGUUCUCACGAGGAAGAUGCAGGCGUCGUCUGUGCAGGGCAGCGCGUGGCUAACUCAAGGGAUGAGUCCACAUCCCCCCUGGAUGGGGACCAGUGGCUGGGGUUGUCAGGGGAGCUGAGCCUUGGAUCAGAGGAGCCCCCUGUGACUCACGUUCCCCGCCCAGCUGGGAGCCUCCAGAGUGGCUCUCGGAAGAAGAGUCCCCGGCCACCCAAGCAGGCCAAGUCCACGCGGGCCCCUCUGCUGACGACGGGAGUCCCUCGCCAAGAGCGGCUGCGCCUGGUCUCAGGCCCUCACGGGUGUGCUGGCCGCCUGGAGGUCUGGCAUGGUGGACGCUGGGGCACUGUGUGUGACGACGGAUGGGACCUUCGUGAUGCUGCUGUGGCCUGCCGGGAGCUGGGCUGCGGGGGGGCGCUGGCCGCCCCUGGAGGCGCCAGGUUUGGGCCCGGCAUGGGGCCUGUGUGGAUGGACGACGUGGGGUGUGGAGGAGGAGAGCAGGCCCUCCGGGAUUGUCCCCGAAGCCCCUGGGGUCGGAGCAACUGUGACCACAGUGAGGACGCUGGGCUGGUCUGCACAGGCCCAGCUCCCAGGCUGCGCCUGGCCGACGGCCCCCACGGAUGUGCUGGCCGCCUGGAGGUCUGGCACAGUGGGCGCUGGGGGUCAGUGUGUGACGACGCCUGGGACCUGCGUGAUGCUGCUGUGGCCUGCCGAGAGCUGGGCUGUGGGGGAGCGCUGGCCGCCCCUGGGGGCGCCUUCUUUGGGGAGGGGGCUGGACCCAUCAUCCUGGAUGAUCUUCGGUGUCGGGGAAACGAGACGGCCUUGCGAUUCUGCCCAUCGCGGCCCUGGGGCCAGCAUGACUGUCACCAUCGUGAGGACGCUGGGGCUGUGUGUGAUGGCAUGCCCCUCGGUUAUGUCCCUCCCACGGCCCCUGCAGUGCAGAGCAACGGCUCAACAAUGCCCAGGGAGGCAGCAUCCAGGCCCCUGUCCACUACGGUGAGCCAGGCCCCAGGGACAGCAGGCAUUUUACCUCCUCCAGACUCUCCCGCUGCUCCUCGGGAGCCUGGACCGGAAGCCGGGUCCCCGCAGCUGCGCCUGGUGGCUGGGCCCAGCAGGUGUUCAGGCCGGUUGGAGGUGUGGCAUGAUGGGCGCUGGGGGACUGUGUGUGAUGAUAGCUGGGACAUGCGCGAUUCGUCUGUGGUCUGCCGGGAGCUGGGAUGUGGAGGACCUCGGCAGCCAGACCCUGCUGCUGGCCGCUUCGGCUGGGGCGCAGGCCCUAUUUGGCUGGACGAUGUGGGCUGUGUGGGGACUGAGGCUUCACUCUCUGACUGCCCUGCUGCUCCCUGGGGGAAGCACAACUGUGCUCACAAUGAGGAUGUUGGAGUCACCUGCACUGGGCCUCCUGGACUGGACUCCAUCUCAGACCCCUUCAGCUGGAGCUGGAUCCCUGGAAUGGGUAGAGAUCCGGAUGCCUGGCUCCCGGGAGAGCUGGUCACCAAGCCCUCUCCAAGUCUGACCUCCAGUGUUCUGGAGAAAACAACCACUAAGGCCCCAGAGAAAAUGCCUAAGAGUACUAAGAAAUGGGUGACAAAAAAUGCAAAGAGACCAACCACUCAAUCCCCAGUGAUACCAACCACUAAACACUCCAGGGGCCGAGGCACCCAAAGCCCCCCAGUAAUAACCUCACGGAUCACCACCACCCUGGCCACUGAUGCCCCUCACAGACGGACCUCACACACCACCACAACGCUGACUCCUCAGGCCCACCAAGAAUGGGCCACUCAAGGUCCCCAAGAUAUUACCUCUGAGGCCACCACCAAGCAAAUCCCUCAGGCCUCCCUGGAGCCAUCUGCCAAAAUCCCAGCAGAAGGAUCUCCAGAGUCAUCCAAAGACCCAGGCCCUUCCCCUACUGCUAGCGCCACUGGAGAAUCAGGCCCUGUCCGUGUUCGUCUGGCUGACGGACCCAACCGGUGUGCCGGCCGGCUAGAAGUGUGGCAUGCUGGACGCUGGGGGACAGUGUGUGAUGACAGCUGGGACCUACGGGAUGCCACUGUGGCCUGCUGGGAAUUGGGCUGUGGAAAGGUCCGGCCCCGAGUGGGCAAAACCCACUAUGGCCCUGGGACUGGGCCCAUCUGGUUGGAUGACAUGGGUUGUAAGGGAAACGAAGCCUCGCUGAGCGACUGCCCCUCGGGGGGAUGGGGGAAGCACAACUGUGACCAUGAGGAAGACGUGGGGCUCACCUGCACUGGAUACACAGACUAUGAUGACUAUCCCCCCUGGACCUGGGACUCCACCUCAGGAGAGGACCUUGCCAAGGGGAUCACCACAGCAGCACCUGGACACACUCUCUCCUGGGGCACCACCAGGCGCCCAGGGACUCCCUCCCCAGAUACAAGGCACCUUCCAGACACAGGUGACAAAGAUGGUUAUGAGUUUCCCUGGACGUGGGACACACCUUCAGGAAGGGGCCUGGUCAAGGGAACCCCAAUCGCAGGCAAACCUGGACCCACUCUUACCACUAGCACCUCCAAGAGCCCAGGUCAUCCCUCUCCAGCUCUAAGAACCCAUGAGGACACAGGUUCCCAGAGGAAACCGUGGGCCGAGCGACGGCUCCUGCAACCCACCGCAGCCAGGACAGCACCUCCCAUUUCGUCCCCAGAUCCCUCAGCCUCUCCAGGGCCCCCAGGUCCCCCGCUGACCUCUGACUCCAGGCCACAGCUCAUCCCUGAAUCAGCUUCAACGCGGGAGGCGACCUCUGACCCUCCUGACACUUCGCCACCCACCCCAGACCCUGCCUCCUGGGUGAAUCCUGACCUCACAGUGACAACCCCUCACCUUACUUUGUCCACCCCUGACUCCAGUGAGUUUCCGGAGCUCUCACCCACUCGACCACCCACCUUGCCCAAAGAGCUGACCUCUGACCCCUCUGCACCGUCAGAGGUGACCAGCCUUUCUCCCACCUCAAAGCUGACCCCAGAAUCUGACACAACCUCAGAUCUGGACACAACUUCAUACCCCAAUACAGUUCCAGAACUUUCUGGAUCCCCAGACCCUUCCACAAGCCCUCACUCCCCAACCACCCCUCAUACCAUCACCCCGCAAUACACCACUACCCCUCAACACACCACAACUCCUCAACACAACACUACCCCUCAAUACACUACCACCCCUCAACACACCACUACCCCUCAACACACCACUACCCCUCAACACACCACCACCCCUCAACACACCAUCACCCCUCAACACACCACCACCCCUUACCCAACUACAAUUUCUCAACCCACCACUACUCAAUUUACCAUGAUUCCUGAUCCCACCUCAACCCCCAUCAUCACUACUAAGUCCUUUGCAACCUCCUUGGGAAUAGAACUGCCCUCUCCCACUCCAGCACAGACAGUCAAGCCCAGACUGACCUUCAUGGCACCUGCUGCUCACACCUCCACAUCCCUAGAGCCCUCAUCAGCCUCAGAGUCCAACCCCUCCAGGCCCUCUCCAGCCCCAAGCAUGGACCCGCUGUCCACUGAGGACUUCAAACCACCCAGAAGCCAGAGCCCCAAAGUUACUCCUCCACCUACCCAGACCCCACACUCAGCCUCCCACCCUACUGUGACCCCUGACCUCCACCUCUCCCCCAUGGCCCACCCCUUGGAUCAACCUCCCCCUGACCACCUCACCCUAGCACCAACCCCUGGUCACAGCCCAGGUUCCUUUGGCCCAUGUGUGGCCCCAGCACCACCUAUAAGGGUCAUGACUUGUGAGCCACCUGCCCUGGUGGAGCUGGUGGCUGCUGUGAGGGACGUGGGUAGCCAGUUGCAGAGGCUGACCCAGGUCCUAGAACAGGAUCAGCAGGAGCGCCAAGCCCUGAAACUGGGGUUGACCCAGCUGGUGGAGGCUACUCGGGGUCUGGGGCAGCUGGGCAAGGCUGUAAAGAGACUGGCAGAGGUGGCCUGGCCCCUCAGCACACCUGUGCCAACCACCACCACCCCAGAGGAGGAGGAGAGGCCUCUCAGGGGAGAUGUGUGACCCUCUCCAGGAUUUGGGGUACUUAAGACAUUCCCAGCCAAAAAAAGAAAAUCAAAGUAUCUAAUUAAAACAAGAUGUGAAUGAUGUUUCUGGGGGACUAGGAGAACCCUGGAGAGAGAGAAUCACA
Messenger RNA from Galeopterus variegatus (Sunda flying lemur), 4525 nucleotides. It is a transcript of the gene SSC5D, whose product is annotated as scavenger receptor cysteine rich family, 5 domains. Gene Ontology annotation, cellular component: membrane. The record is from RefSeq and is a predicted model, not a curated record. Lineage: Eukaryota; Metazoa; Chordata; Mammalia; Dermoptera; Cynocephalidae. The transcript has 15 exons. Bases 55 to 4398 code for a protein of 1447 amino acids.